Molecule: messenger RNA, 822 nt
Organism: Staurois parvus
Lineage: Eukaryota; Metazoa; Chordata; Amphibia; Anura; Ranidae
Source: the annotation of a GenBank genome assembly
AUGGUGUCAGUUCCAGAGCACACUAUGGACGAGGUUCCCCUCCAGGAGGAAGACGAGGACACCAUGGAGUACCGGGUGUUGAUGGCCUAUGCCCAGCGCUCACUUUCUAAAAGUAAAUUUUUGGAACUGCAGAGGGCGGUGGGCCAGACAACCAUCAGUAAUGGGAAGGAGGAAAAAGCCAACGAGGAAACAAAAAACCCCAAAAGCAAACAAAAAAAGAAGCGCUGGCCAAAAACACUGACUCCUGCAUGCCUCCGACCACCAAAGAGCAAGAAGAAAACAAUGAAUGAUUCUCUGGGAAAGACGAAGGACCCAGAGGAAGAGAGAGCCAGGAGUAUUGUCAGAGGGGUGCAGCGCAUUGUAGAGAAGAUUAAAAAGCAAGAAAAAGAAAAUGGCUUCCGGAUGUAUAGACGUGUUUCCAGUGUCCAGCAGGAUGGUGAUGAUGAAGAUGAAUUAAUUGCCAACAUCGUCCAGAUUCUGAGAGCAACAGGAGACAGAAUGAAUGACCAGAUAAAGGAGGAAAGAACUCUCAUGGAAAGAAUUAGAGGGCUGUGGUCAUACAACUUCUACAAGAAAGUGACAGACUGUUUUCUUUUGGAGAUCGUCCCCACCUAUGAUGCAGAAGAAGAGCAGCAAACUAGUAAGAUUGCGAUGUGCCUCCAUGCCACCACUGCCCUCACCACACUAGAAAAUCAACCAAUGAACAAGAUCCUUGGUUUUGGCACCCGAUAUCUCAAAGAGAACUACUCCCCCUGGAUUCAGAGCAGAGGAGGAUGGGAAAACGUUAUGGGAAUCCAAACUGAGGAGGAGGAGAUAGAAUGA